AUGUGGAAAACAAUAAACAAUCUAUUAGGAUGCUCAAAUUGUCCAAUACCAACUUAUGCGGAGAGUAAUGGUGAAAUUUACACAAAACCUAAAGAUAUUGCCAAUCAUUUCGCAAAGUUCUUUAAUGAAAAAAUAAAGAAAUAUAGAUUUGAGAUGUCCAACCCGAUAGAUACGGAGUAUAUAACUAAAUCAAUUACCGAAAUAAUGACUGGAAAAAACUGUCGGUUUGAGUUCACAUCUUUAAGUCUUUUAGAAGUUCACAGCUGCCUUGCUAAGCUUCCAGAUACUAAAGUGACAGGCGUAGACGGCAUUGAUAAUUUUUUACUUAGAAUUGCGUCAAAUAUCAUAGCGGAACCUAUUAGAUACAUUUUUAACUGUUCAUAUACGAAGUCAAUAUUUCCUGAUCAAUGGAAAGUAGCUAAACUACACCCGAUUCCCAAAGAUAAGAAACAGCCUUUUGAAGAUAUAAAUAGUCGACCCAUCAGUCUUCUAAAUGUAUUAAGUAAACUGCACGAAAAAUUUGCGCAUAAACAAAUCUGUCACUAUGUCUCCGAACAUAACUUAAUGCUCAAGAAUCAACAUGCCUAUAGAAUCAAUCAUAGCACUGAAUCAGCACUUUUACAUCUGACUGACAGUUGCCUUGACAACAUGGAGAAUGGUAUGCUUACUGGUGCUGCUUUGUUGGACUUUUCAGCUGCUUUCGACCUGAUUGAUCAUAAUUUGCUGCUUCUGAAAUUGAAAUGUUAUAACUUUUCAGAUAAUGCGAUUAACUGGAUCAAGUCGUAUUUAAGUGGGAGAACCUCAACCGUAUAUAUCAAUGGUGCUUUUUCUAAUCCGAUCGAGAUGACUUGUGGGGUGCCACAGGGUAGUUGUCUUGGCCCACUGCUCUUCAGUUUGUUUGUUAAUGAUUUACCAACAGUCUUAACUACAGCUGAUAUCACCUUGUACGCCGAUGAUAGCACUCCGUUCCAAUCUGGACAUAACGCCAGACUCAUAUCAGAUAAACUUCAACUUGACUUAUCUAAAGUUGAAUUAUGGGUCUCGAAGAAUCGUCUUGUUCUUAAUGCUGAUAAAACAAAUAGUAUCCUUAUUGGAAGUCGGCAGAAGAUUAAAUCAGCUCCAUCGCUUAACUUAUCCAUUAAAGAUAAAAUCAUUGAACAACUUCCAUGUGUAAAACUCCUUGGCGUCCAGGUUGACGAGAACUUAAGUUGGAAACAGCAUUGUGAAGAUCUACUUAAAGAUUGUUCCAAAGCUCUUGGCUUACUGUUCAAGUUCAGCAGAUAUAUUCCAUCAAAAGUUUUAAAGAUUAUCGCUGAGGCACACAUACUGUCAAAAUUGAACUAUUGUUGUACGGUUUGGGGAUCUGCGCAAAAUCAAGAGUCGAUUAAUAAUUUACAAAAACUUCAGAACAAGGCCGCCAGAUUGAUCCUAGGAUAUAAGGUUGAUGAAAUAUCUAGGGAAAAUCUCCAUGAUGAAAUAGGUUGGUUAACAGUGAGACAAAGGAUUCAUGUCAGAACCUUAAUGGCAUUGCAUAAUGUACUUUGUUCUGGUGAACCAAAUGCUAUUUACGUGAAUUUUAAACCAUUUGAACGGUAA
Messenger RNA from Paramuricea clavata, 1596 nucleotides. The record is from the annotation of a GenBank genome assembly. NCBI's taxonomy places the organism in Eukaryota, Metazoa, Cnidaria, Anthozoa, Malacalcyonacea, Plexauridae.